AUGGGAUCGAAGAGAAGAACAAAUGUUUGGUUAGGUAUGUCUGACACUGCGGAGGAGGCAGCACAACUGUAUGACAAUGCGGCGAUUAAGCUCCGGGGUGCCAAAGCGAAAAUCAAUUUCCCAACUUCGACAAAUGAUGUGAAUCGGAGGUCCAGUCAUAUCACGGCUAUUGAAGCAACAAAUGUUGUGGAUUUGGCGGAGGCCAAGGUGAAGGUAAAGAAGUCAGAUUCUUCAUCUGUAAAGCAAAAAAUUAAGCGUAUUGAGAUCGAUUUGAAUCUCCCUCCUCCAACGGAAGACAUCUGA
Capsicum annuum is the source of this 303-nucleotide messenger RNA. RefSeq names its product ethylene-responsive transcription factor 11-like. Gene Ontology annotation, molecular function: DNA-binding transcription factor activity; DNA binding. The transcript has a single exon. The record is from RefSeq and is a predicted model, not a curated record. Bases 1 to 303 code for a protein of 100 amino acids. Gene Ontology annotation, biological process: regulation of DNA-templated transcription. Lineage: Eukaryota; Viridiplantae; Streptophyta; Magnoliopsida; Solanales; Solanaceae.